Molecule: messenger RNA, 7896 nt
Organism: Zootermopsis nevadensis
Lineage: Eukaryota; Metazoa; Arthropoda; Insecta; Blattodea; Termopsidae
Source: RefSeq, a predicted model, not a curated record
UCUUCCAACAACCAACCAAUGUGAGCGGAAGUUGUGAUCACGUGAUUACUGUUUUGACUGGUCUGGGAUGGCAGAAGUUGUGAAUGUUGAUUUUCCGAUGACGGAAGAAGAACUACUAUAAUUUAGUCGUUCACAUGGCGAUUUCUAGUAUAUUUAGUGUGAAGAAUGUCGUUGCUUUUUAUUUAGGGACAUGCAUCGUCGCUGCCAUGAGUGGCGAAAGUGUAAUAAGCGAACUACCAUUCUGUGGUCAUGACAGAUUUAACACGGAACACAAGCUGGUAUUUGUGAGUACACUGGAUGGGCGGCUAUCAGCACUAGAUCCAUCUGAUGGGGGUUCUGUGAACUGGAGUAUUGAAACUGGACCUGGUCAGAUGCUGUCUUCCAGUAUACACAGGCUUGAGCUGACUAAUAAUGGACAGUUUGUGCGGAUGAUCCCUUCACUCAGUGGAGGUAUAUACAGAUUCAAUGGCAGCAGCAUUGAGUCUGUUCCUGUCACUGCUGACCUGUUGCUUAAAUCUGCUCCAUUUACAUUCUCCAGUGACCUUGCUAUCUCAGGGGGAAAAGAGACCAGAACUUACGGUGUUGUUGUCAAGACUGGCCAGUUGCUGUAUGAAUGCUCUAUGGAAGGCUGCAAAAACUCAACAGAAAACUUGACACCUGAUGACAUUGUAGUUAUUCAGAGGCACACACAGACCGUAAGAGCUAUUGAAGCACGCACUGGUUCUGAAAGGUGGAAUUUUAGUGUUGGUCAGCAUGAACUGAGCUUUGUUUCUGACAGUGUUGACAAUUGUCAUGGAAAUAGUCCAACCCCAGUCCAAUUCUCUGAUGACUCUGAGCUCAAAGUUAUUGUACCAGAAGGGCUUAUCUGCUCUGUCAGUAGGUCAACAGGUGAAAUUAUUUGGAAACACAAGUUUGAGUCACCAAUUGUGGCUGCAUGGUACCUGUUUCAAGAGGAGAUGCACCCAGUUAACCUCUUCAGUGGUGCACAGUGGACACCUUCCUAUAGUGAUGGCAUGGGCCCACUGACACCGUCAUUGUAUAUCGGUAUGCAUAACAGACAGCUGUAUAUCCAAGAAAGUGUCACUCUCGGUAAUAAGAUGCCUACCGAGCUGGCCAGAUCUUCACGAUCACGCAUUCCACAAAUAACGUGGGCUCCUGUGUCAGCAACAGUUGUCUCCCAUAUAUACCUGCCCGACCAGUGCUCAUGGCCGGACUCUAGCCAAUCACAGCUGGUGGGCGGAGUCAAGAGCUUGUGCUGUGUGGUCCUGCUUUCUAUUGGUGUUUUGACUGGAUUGCUUGAGAAUUUUUGUUACCAGAUAUCAGCCCUUGGUUUGGUGGGAUCUGUAAAUUCUGACUCUAAUUCAGAAUUAACUGAACUGGGAAAAACAGAAUUAAUAACAAUAGCACAGUCCAUCUUGUAUGCUUCAGAGUACAGUAAUGGAAAUGGCUAUUACUUGUUUAGUGCCCCCAGCCUACAGUGUGAUGUUGAUGAUAGUGGAAAUUCAACAAUUACAGAACUGGAGGAAGAAGUAACUACAAAUGAUUUUAAAAUGGAAAAUGAAACAUUUUCCCUCUGGUACUGGUGCAUCAUGUCACUAUGUACAACAAAGUGUAGCAGCUCUCGUACACCGAACAUUCUGAACUAUUUCAGUAUAGUGCUUUUGUUCCUUGUUUUAUUUUUUGCUACUUCUAAAAUAUUGUUUGUUAUUGUAGGAAAUGGCUAUUACUUGUUUAGUGCCCCCAGCCUACAGUGUGAUGUUGAUGAUAGUGGAAAUUCAACAAUUACAGAACUGGAGGAAGAAGUAACUACAAAUGAUUUUAAAAUGGAAAAUGAAACAUUUUCCCUCUGGUACUGGUGGAAAGAGGUUCUUGUCAUUAGCAUUUCCACUGCUGUCUUAGUGAAUCUGGUAGUGAUGCAGCGAUUCGUGCACGUCUUUCACCUUCCAUUUACAAACAGUGAAGUAGCAGAACAGGAAAUCAUUGUUGUGGAGAAACCAGUAGCAGUGCUUCCGGAGCCAGAACCACUACCCGCACACAGAAGCCAUUCAGAUCCAGGUGGACAGCAGUCAUCUGAGUUCACCUCACGCUUCUUGACAGACUUCAGUCCUGUUCAUUGCCUUGGGAAGGGUGGUUUUGGAGUUGUCUUUGAAGCUAAGAAUAAGAUUGAUGAUUGUCACUAUGCCAUUAAACGUAUUCCUCUUCCGAACCGGCAAGAAUCUCGUGAUCGUGUGAUGCGGGAGGUAAAGGCCCUAGCUAAGCUGGAACACCAUAAUAUUGUUCGCUACUUCAAUGCCUGGUUGGAGUGCCCUCCAACUGGUUGGCAAGAGGAGCAGGAUAAAUUGGUUCCUAAUUGUGAUGCCUUCUGCUCACUUGUGAGUACUGCGUCUGUUGACUUCACCAGCCAGACUCAAGGAACUUCUCUGCAGAGACACCUAUCUUCAGAUAUUUCUGCAAAACAAGACAAGUGUUCCUCUGUGUUUCUAAAUGUAGGAAGUGACAGUGAGUCAGAGAGUUGCACCUCUAUCCAACAGAUACCCAGGUACAACCCAGACAAGAGUGAUUCUUUCAUUGUGUUUGAAACGUCAGGUGGUCAUGAAUCAGAACUUACAGUUAAUGAUGACAACAAACGCAGCUCUCAAGAUGGAUUUGAAGUAACAGAACAUAGUAGGGGAGUAAGUAGAGAUGUAUUAUAUUGCAGUAAUUCUGAAACCUCUAGUAUGUGUCUAUCUGCAUGGGGUGAAGAAAGCAGAAGAAAAAGGACUUCUUCUGCUACUGAAUGCCAUGACUCCAAGAAGAAAGUUGGUCACAGGCGACCGUUGUCUCUUGACAUUUCCAGUGGAGGUGGAAUUGUGAUGCCUUCUCCUAAAGCAUCUCGCAUGUACUUGUUCAUUCAGAUGCAGCUGUGUCGCAGAGAGAGUUUGAAGGAGUGGUUGAGAGACAAUGUGUCUAGUAGAAGUGCAUAUGUUGUUCUGCCGAUGUUUGAGCAGAUUGUUCAAGCUGUAGAGUAUGUCCACCUGCAAGGCUUGAUCCAUAGGGAUCUGAAGCCAUCAAACAUAUUCUUUUCAUUGGAUGGUCGGAUAAAAGUUGGUGACUUUGGGCUAGUAACAGCUAUAGCGGAAAGCAGUACCAACCAGAGAACACCCAACUCUGAUUCCAUUGGUGUGCUGUGUGCUGAUGAGAGACAUACUGCACAUGUUGGCACGCAGUUAUACAUGAGUCCAGAACAGGCACAGUCUCUCCCAUAUAACUACAAGGUGGAUAUCUACUCCUUGGGUGUUAUAUUGUUUGAAUUAUUAGUACCAUUUAGUACAGAUAUGGAACGAAGCUGCACUCUCAUGGACCUCAGAAAUAACAAAUUCCCAGCACACUUUCAGCAACAGUUUCAAGGUGAUUUUGAGUUGCUGCAGUUGAUGUUAUCCCACUGUCCAGAGAAACGUCCCACAACAUAUGGUAUUCGAGCACGCCCACCUCUUGAUCAAUACACGAGCAGUGUAAACACAAAUGAGCAGUGGCACUUUGAACUGCCACCACUGAGGAGGGAUUCAAGCAAGACUUCAUCUCACUCCAAUAGCUCCAGUGUUGAGUCCUGGGAACAAGUAUAAAAUAAUCACAAAUUGGUAUUUUGAUUUGACCUUUCCCAAACAUUUAUUCUAAUGAUGUUGAUUAUAAAGCUUAUGGCAUUUGUUAAGGUUAGGGGUUUCCAAUAAUAUUGGUUGUUUUCAGUAUUAUGAAUUAAUUCAGAAAGAAGUUUGCUAUGUAUUGCAUCCGUAUGUUUGUGCUUUUCCUUUAUCUACUCCCACGUCCUUACUGCCUUCUGAAUAUGAUUUUCCUUUCUCACUUAUCCCACUUGUCUUGCUUUCUCGGAAAUGUUGCAGCUGUUCUGUUACAUUAUUUUUGUAUUACUUCAGUGCUUCUUAUUUUGUUGGCAUGUAUUUGACUAGGAUUUUUGUUGUGUCAGUAUUCACAUUGCUAAUGCAUACAGACAUAAAAACUUCACCACUUCACAUUUUAUGUUGCUUGUAUCUAUUAUGUUAUCUUAAUUUUGACAUAGUUGUACAUUUUUCUAAUUUGUAUUAAUAUCUUUGUCAUAUAAAACAUUCAGUGAAGUAGAUGUAGAAUACAUUAUCAAGGAAACCUGUUAAACACUUUUUAUUUCCUUAUUUAUGCACGAUUUUGAGCUUCAGUUUUGUGAUUUCAAUAUGAAAUAACACUGAAACGAUCUGUUGUCAGUUUGAGAAUGCAAAAUUGCUGUAAGAAAUGCUGAUGGAAAGACUGUAUGGAUUACAAAAUACUGCAGUUAGCAGCUGGUAUUUUUAUCUUUCCACAUUUGUUGUUUGUGUGACUCAUUUUCAGUCUAUUUCUAGCAAAAUCAUGACAUAACUUUUGUUUCCAUAUAUGACACCUGUAUUUUUACUUCCAUUGGUAUCUCAUGGAUAAACUUUGUGCUGUGACAGUUUACUAAUAGAUUAAGCUCCUAGUAUAAUGUCCUUUCCAAAAUUACUUUUUUCUGGCAUUGAAUGUAAAAGUCAUCACUAAAUAUUGUUAUUAGAUCAGUUCACAGUAAUGCUAGGACAGACAUUUGCCACUUUCUGAAGGAAAAAUCUAAAAUGUGUCUGUAUUCAUUGUCUUUUGACAUAUUGUUUUGGAUGUAAUGCUAUCAAAAUUUAGUGAGCUAUUAUUAUGAAUUCUCAGAAAUUAAAGUAAAUUGUUCUAAAAUCUACUUUAACAUUACUUUGUCUGAGUCUAGGCUUUGAUUCUUCAUGGGUUUGUGUUUGGAAACCCCUGGCUGUGUAUAUGAGAAAUGUAAUAGUAUGUAACCUGAAUGCUUAUGAACCUUUCUAAAUCUUUGUGAAAUUCUGGUUAUGAAUACAACUGAUCGUGCAAUUUCUUUCUCAUUACUUCAGUCUAUUGUACCUGGCUGCUUUAACUUUCAGUUUGGUAACAGGAACCAAAAUGUGAAUUCCAAGUACCCAGCAAUAAUGCUGUAACUUCUCGUUUUAUUUGGAGAGUUAUUGCUCAGAUUUGUGCCUGUACCAAGUAAGUUACAUAUUAUAAAGCUCUGUCUGCUUAUGCAGUUCCCAUUUACAUCUACUUCUGUUUUUAUACUAUUAUGUUUCUUUUGGGCCUGUAUUAAUUACAUUUAACCCUGAUAGAAGUUGUUUUGUAAAAAUCUUUUUGCAGCUGAUCUCAUCACAAACAUCAUAGGAGGUUUCAGUACACUGAUUUUGGUAAAAGAAGAGUGCAUAUUAACUGACUUUGUGUCUGUAAUUCACAAAUAUAAUUUACAAACAUUCCAGAACUUAACAAGAGUUAUGAUGGCUGUUUGAAUUACCUGGACACUUCCGCUUGCGGUUUUCUGGUUCCCGGAACUGAUUUUAGAGUGUCAUGAAAAAUAAGUGUUGAAAACACGUAUGUGCAAUUUGAUAGGAUAUUUUAAUUUUUCAGAGUAGAGAAAUGGUGCAGCUGUUUCAUGUAAGUUAGAUAAUGAGAAUUUUUGGUUUAAACAAUCAGUGGAAGUUAUAUGUUGCAUUAAAAUAAGGCAUUAAUUAUUUGUAUGUAUUUUUUGGGCCUUUAAGGGGUAUUUACAUACACAUUUGCUUUCUUAUAGUCUGCAUGUGUCUAAGCUUAAAAAUGCUUUACAAACCUGAAGCCAUUGUGUGUGUGCCUUUCACUACAUGGAGGAUAUAUUAUUAUCCUAUAUGAGCUUGGUGGUGUGUAGUAUUACAGUACACUACAAAGCACUAUGUUUGUAAUUAUUGUCUUUAGAUUGCUCAGAUGUUGCCUACUUUAGUCUCUUGCUAAAGAUUUGGUUUUGAAUCAUCAAAACUUGUGGAUUCACUGUGAGUAAUUUCAGGGAUGAUAAAAGUCUGUUUUUGCGAUGGUGUAUUUCAUAGGCAGAGAUAUUCUGAACCUUUGUGAAAUUAAAUUAAUGUAUUGAUUUUAAUUCCAUUGCUGAUGUAUAUAGUAAGUGAUAAAGUGACAUUAACAGGAUAGUGUGCUUUAUGUGUGCAUGUGGAUCGUAAUUUAAGUAUUGUUGAAUUUCUGUUUUUAAUGAUGUGGACCAAUAUAUAUAGUGUGUAAUGCAUGAACUUAUGCCAUAUAUUUAUGUUUGAGAAUUUUAUGCAGAUCAAACCUUUUACUGACAUGUAAGAGACAUUUUUAGUAAUGUCAUAAGAUGUUUUUCUGUAGCUUUGAUAGUGCUGUGACUGCAAAUGAUUCUUUACUGCAUUUGGACUGAAUAUCAUUGCAGGCAUUCAUGUAGCACCAUUGCUAGCUUCUUGUGAGUUUUUUAAUAAUUUUGUUUGACAAUAUGCCAUGUGUUAUGAAUGAACAGUUCUGACAUGCGUGAUCCAUACUAGCAUAGCUUAUGACUCGUCAGAGUUGAUGGGAAUUAAACUUUUUUGUGUUGAACAGUAAUAUAGCUUAUUCCAACAUUAUUACUAUUUAAAAAAAAAUUACUUCAUCUGUUAAUUAAGUUUCUUCUUCUUCUGUGUUACGGGGAUUAAUAAUUCCAUUUUGAAAGAUAUUUGGGUUUAAGCCUUUCUUUCUGUUGGAAAGAGUAUCUGGUAUGUAUUGUGUUUUAAAAUAUGUUAAUACCCAGGAAAUGUGUAAAUCUGUUGUCAGAAAAUAUUCUGACAAAGAACGUUGCGACUAGAAAUUAUUAAUACAAAUAUCAGUACAUCUGUACUGCUACAUCAGUGAGAGUCUGCACUUGAUUCUUCAUGUUAGAGUGCCCUUAUGUUGGCAAAAUAUUAUAGAAAUUGUAACCUCACUUACAUUUUGGAGGAAAUACAUGUGCAGCCAGUAAUCCCUCUUAUUGCUGUAAUAUAAAAUAGCCUCUGAAUAUCAGUUUUAUUGUUCCAUGUGAUCCGUGUAUCCACAAAUGAAUAUUAGAUCAGCAUAGGCACUGAUGUGUAAUUUAAAGGAGAAAACUUAUAUGAGUGAAGAACAGUCCUUGAUUGUAUUAAAACCUGAAGUUAAAAAAAAACUUGCAGACAUAUUCGUGUUUGGAGUAUACUGUCAGUACUUGACAUGUAACAACUGACUUUUGGCAUGAAAUAUGACAUUUCAGUUUAUUAAUGUUUAUAAAUUGGGAAGUACUUCAGGUGCAGAAAUUAUUCAUGUCGUUUGCAUGCUAUUUAAUUAUUUGUUUCUAUAUGUAUUAAAUAUAUAAGCAUACACAUCUCACAUAUUGAAUUUUAGACAUUACUGUUGCAAGGUUCCUAUUUCUGGAGUAAAAUUAUUAGAAGAAUGAGAAAUUGGAGACAUUGCCCUUCAUGGACUAGGAAGAGUCCUAAACUGUCCUUGUGCCUGUAAUAGGGCCCAUGUAUCAUAAAAAUUUUAUUUUUCAGCUUUUGAAGUCCUGUUGUGAAACACUUUAUCUGUCUGUCAUGUUUGUUAUAGUUUGGGCCUUUUUCCAUUAUGCUUUAAUGAUUAGAAUGUUUUAUAUUUUGUUAUACUUACGUGACUGUGUAAGAUGAUGAGAAUAUGCCUUAAUUCUUAUAAUUGUGCAUUAUGAUUAAGUUAGAUAUGUGAUAUCUGUAUAAUUUCACAUUCUUUGCUACCCUCUCUAUAAUGGGACAAAAUAUAUUGUAAAAUUUAAAAUUUAUUUCAAAACCUCUUGUCUUCAGCGUUACCUGUGUGGGAAAUGAUUGUUUUAGAAAUGGUCAUUUUUUCCAUUGCAUUUUUAGUGCCUCUAUUGUGUCUGUAAUAUGUGUUUUAUUAUUUAUAAAAUAGUUAUACAGGUAAUGAAAAUGAGUUUAUGAUAUUUUGCAGUGGAUAAGUUCAUUAUUUAUGUAUGCAAGAAUAUUGAAUGUUUGUGUAGCUAUGAAAUGUGUUAUGUACACAAAUUUGUUUGAAUGAAAAUAAAACGUCUAGUUACUUAGUGACUACAGA